Ceutorhynchus assimilis (cabbage seed weevil) is the source of this 215-nucleotide messenger RNA. NCBI's taxonomy places the organism in Eukaryota, Metazoa, Arthropoda, Insecta, Coleoptera, Curculionidae. The record is from the annotation of a GenBank genome assembly.
CAAAUGGAUCGGAAAUUCGGGAUGAAAAUCAUUUGGUUUUAUUCGAGGAAUGUAUAAGCGGUCGAUUUUUCAAUGGGCUUCCUCCAAUAUUUGAACAAAAUUGGAUGCAAGCAAUUUAAAGGACUAUAUUUUUCCAAAGCUCUAUAACUGAAGUAACUCAUAUUGCUUGUUAUUUCUCGAAUAUAUAACCUAGGCAUUCAAACUUGUAUGAAAAC